Onthophagus taurus is the source of this 2127-nucleotide messenger RNA. RefSeq names its product phenoloxidase 2-like. Gene Ontology annotation, molecular function: oxidoreductase activity. The record is from RefSeq and is a predicted model, not a curated record. NCBI's taxonomy places the organism in Eukaryota, Metazoa, Arthropoda, Insecta, Coleoptera, Scarabaeidae.
AUGGCAACCGACAAGCUUCUUUUGUUGUUUGAUAAACCGUUAGAACCAAGCUUCGCCAAGAAGGGUGGCAACAAGACCAUCGAAGUACCCGUUGAUUACUUGACCGAUCGUUAUAAAGAAAUAGCACCUACUUUGGCGAAUAGAAUUGGCGAGGACUCUGAUGAAAUCGUUCAAGUCAACCAGGUACCUCAUCCGGACCUUAAGGAAGUCUUGGAGUUGGGGAGAAGAGAGAAUUUCUCGUUGUUUUUGCCAAAACAUAAAGCAAUGGCUGCGAAACUGAUCGAUAUCUUCUUAAAGGCUAAAAAUGUGGAUGAAUUUUUUUCACUUGCUGUUUAUAGUAGGGAAAGAGUUAAUCCUUAUUUAUUCAUUUACGCCUAUUCGGUUGCAAUUCUUCAUCGAAAGGAUACAAAACACAUCAAAAUACCGAAUAACAUUCAAACUUUCCCCGAUAAAUUCUUCGAUAGUAAAGUAUUUGGAGAAGUUCGUGAAAGCGCUGCCAUCGUUCCUCAAGGAUCUAGGAUUCCGAUUGAAAUGCCAUUAGAUUACACCGCGAGCGAUUUAGAACUUGAACAUCGCCUCGCUUAUUGGCGCGAAGAUUUAGGUUUGAACUUGCAUCAUUGGCACUGGCACUUGGUGUAUCCGGGUAGUGGACCACCCGAAGUCGUCCGUAAAGACCGACGGGGAGAAUUAUUUUAUUACAUGCAUCAACAAAUUAUUGGGCGCUACAACGUGGAGAGAUUAUGUAAUAAUAUGAGGCGAGUUGAGAGGUUGACCGAUUGGCAAACGGGGUUGAACGAGGCUUAUUUCCCGAAGAUUGAUAGUUUAGUAGCGAGCAGAGCUUAUCCGGCUAGGGUUAAAGAUCAAAAAAUGCGCGAUGUUAAUCGUCGCGAAUUGAAUGUGGAUGUUGAGGAUAUCGUUCGUUGGAGGGAUAGGAUGUAUCAAGCCAUUGAUCAAGGUUAUGUUACCAAUACUCAGGGACAACGAGUUAAUCUAACCGAAUUCGAAGGGAUAGAUAUUUUGGGUGAUAUGAUGGAACCGAGUGAUUUAUCACCGAAUCCUCAGCUUUACGGCUCAUUACACGGAAUGGGGCACAUGAUUAUCGCUUACAUUCACGAUCCUCAAGGGAAACAUUUAGAACCAUUCACUGUAAUGGGUGAUUUUAACACUGCAAUGAGAGAUCCAAUUUUUUAUAGGUGGCAUGCGUUCGUCGACGAUGUUUUCCAACGGUUUAAAGGAACCAUUCCGAGGUAUACUCGAGAACAGUUGGAUUUUCCAAAUGUUUCCGUUACUGAUAUGAAUGUAAAAACGCCGAGUGGGUCAACGAAUCAAUUGAACACGUUUUGGCAACAAUCCGAUGUUGAUUUUUCGAAUGGGGUCGAUUUUAUUGGAAGCGGCUCCGUUUUUGUUCGAUUUACCCAUUUGCAACAUGAACCUUUUACUUAUAAUAUCACAGUGAACAACACGACCGGUUCAAACCGAAUGGGAACUUGUAGAAUUUUCCUCGGCCCAAAAACCGAUGAAAGAGGAAAUCCGUUGCUUUUAAAUAAUCAACGAUUAAUGUUUAUGGAAAUGGAUAGAUUUACCGUUAAUUUAAAACAAGGUCAAUCAACAAUCGUUCGUAACUCAACUCAAUCCUCAGUAACAAUCCCAUUUGAAAAUUCAUUCCGAGAUUUAAAUCGCCCAGCCGGUGUAAGUCAAGAUCAAUUCAAUUUUUGCGGAUGCGGUUGGCCUCAUCACCUUUUAGUACCAAAGGGAAAACCGGAAGGGUACCCAAUGCAAUUAUUCGUGAUGAUUUCCGAUUACGAACAGGAUAAAGUCGACCAACCGGCGACGGAUGACGCUGUGGAAUGCGAUGACGCUUCAAGUUAUUGCGGCUUGAGGAAUAAGAAGUACCCCGACAAACGUUCGAUGGGUUAUCCAUUCGAUCGCGUUCCAAGACAAGGUGCGGAAACAUUACCAAAAUUCCUCACACCAAAUAUGCGCGUGCAAGAUGUUUUGAUUAAUCAUGCUAAUCGAACCGUUCGCCCUAGAUCGAAUAAUUAACUGUCAAUUUGAUUGAUUUGAAAUAUUGUUUGGAUUUAUUACUGGAUUAUGAAUAUGGAAUAUAAUAUAUUAUAUUAUACAUAA